Daldinia vernicosa is the source of this 797-nucleotide messenger RNA. RefSeq lists its product as uncharacterized. Bases 283 to 726 code for a protein of 147 amino acids. The record is from RefSeq and is a predicted model, not a curated record. The transcript is spliced from 3 exons. NCBI's taxonomy places the organism in Eukaryota, Fungi, Ascomycota, Sordariomycetes, Xylariales, Hypoxylaceae.
GGAUACCGAUCCACCAUCGCGGACCCGGGGACCGAGAGCGCGUUCGUUCGCUCUCUGGGGAUGGUAUGUACAAUACAGAUAACUAUCGCAUACAUAUGUAAUGUCAUCCAGGAUCAACCCCAAAGGGAGAAUGAAAAUCUCCCGCACAUCCAAACCCUACCUACAACCUCUCGUCUUUCCCCGCGUCAGAUUGGAUGGGCGCGUUGUGGGAGUGAAUCCUAUACAUGUCAGGUUGAAUAAGAGGCAAAGUUAGGAUAGGUUAAAUAUGGAAGAUACCUACCUAUGUUAAUAUGUACGCAGGCCGGCGCAACAAGCAUGGGACUCCUCCGCACGGGGUACCCUCUCAUUGGUAAUGUAGGGCUGAGUCAGAUCUCCGUACGGUUGGUUCGACGGCGCGGUAACGGGGUGUGGUGUAGUGUGGUAUGGUGUAGUAUAUAUGUAAUGCGCAUAAUGUGUUAUGUACCUACCUACCUACCCAUCGCAUGGCUGGCUGCCCACCCCCCUCCCCUCAUCUUACAUACCAGCCUACCUACCUACCUACAUGCUCUUCUCGUGGGAAUUGCGUGCUGCCAUUCUGCUGUCCGACUCCUACCUACCUUUUACCACGCGCCGUAUUAUUGCUUUGCUCGCUCCCGUCCCGUUGGAUCCGAACGUCUGGAACGUUGCGGUAGGGUACCUAUGGCACGGCGUGGUAUGGCAUGGUAUGGUAUGUCAUGGCAUGGGUAAUGUAUGUAGGCACCAUGUAAGUAUUACAUACAUACCUACAUAAAUACAUAUAUGCAGCAGCAUGGCAUGCG